Molecule: messenger RNA, 1281 nt
Organism: Vicia villosa (hairy vetch)
Lineage: Eukaryota; Viridiplantae; Streptophyta; Magnoliopsida; Fabales; Fabaceae
Exons: 4
Coding region: 1-1281 (426 amino acids)
Molecular function (GO): catalytic activity
Source: RefSeq, a predicted model, not a curated record
AUGAUUGUUAACGGAGAGAUUAAAGUGAACAUUGAGGAGCAGGAUGUGAUUUCGGAAAAAAAAAACUUCUUGAAGAAUGCACUUAUCAUGUAUGCAAUAGAGGAAGACCUAUCAAUGAAUGCAGUCAAGAAGUUUAUGCUCAGUACCUGGAAUUUUGUGACUUUGCCCGAUCUGUACUACAACAAAGAAGGAUACUUUCUUAUAAGAUUCAAGAAUGGUGAGGACAAGGCAAGGGGGGAGAGGAGCAUAGGGAAAAUUGCAAAUGAUAUUAGAAAGCCAAUGUUGACUGAUGAAUGCACAACGAAGAAACUCAGAGUGUCAUAUGCUCGUGUCCUUAUUGAAGUGGAUGUAACAAAAGAACUUAAGAGCCAGAUAACUAUUAGGGACCCUGCAGGAGAGAAAAUGAAUCAGCAAGUUGAAUACGAAUGGAAGCCAUCUUUUUGUACUCUGUGCAAUAAAGUGGGGCAUAGAUGUAAACAAAAGACUGAGAAGGCAACGCAAGUAUAUGUGAAGAAACAGCAAACAACCUCCAAUGAUGCAACUAUCAUCACCAAACCAGGAGGCCAGCAAGAAGAUGAGGGCAAAGGAGUAGAGGAGGAGGACCUUUGGAUCAAAGCAAAAACUGCAAAGGGCUCAAUAAAAAAGCUAGAUGCAGAGAGGUUGGAGCCCACCUCAGAAAUAAUCAGGAUAUGGUUAGGUUGGGAUCAUAGAGUAUAUGACAUAAAGAUUAUUGGGACUUCUGAUCAGUACUUGCACAGUGAGGUUUAUCAGGGUAAUGGAGAAUUUUCUCACUAUCUGACUGCCAUCUAUGCUCAUAAUCAGCUAACCCAUAAGAAGAAGCUUUGGGAUGAUUUGCAAAUCUUGGGAGACAUGAUUAAUAAACCUUGGAUUAUUAUAGGUGAUUUUAAUAAUGUGCUGAAAACUGAGGAUAGGAUGGGUGGAAAUGAAGUUCAGGAAAGUGAGUACAGAGAUUUGGAAAACUUGAUGGAGGUUAAUGGUGUGUUUGAGCAUGAAACAAAGGGGUCUUACUUUACUUGGUCCAUCAAGCAUAUCCAAGGUAUGAUUUAUUCUAGAAUUGACAGGGCUUUGUAUAAUAAUAUGUGGUUUACCAAGUUCCCUGAGAGUGUGAUUGAGGUUCUAAAUCCUCAUAUCUCUGAUCAUUCACCUCUGAAAGUAACUCUGGACAGAGAUAGGGUGUUUUCUAGACAAAGGAAGAGGUUUCAAUUUUUGAACUGUGUGAUUGAAAAACCUGAAUACAUGGACACUCUUAAAAAUAACUAG